This is a messenger RNA of Rhopalosiphum maidis (corn leaf aphid), 2931 nucleotides long. RefSeq names its product proton-coupled amino acid transporter-like protein pathetic. The record is from RefSeq and is a predicted model, not a curated record. Gene Ontology annotation, molecular function: amino acid transmembrane transporter activity. The transcript has 9 exons. Gene Ontology annotation, biological process: amino acid transmembrane transport. The coding region runs from base 584 to 2443 and encodes 619 amino acids. Gene Ontology annotation, cellular component: vacuolar membrane. NCBI's taxonomy places the organism in Eukaryota, Metazoa, Arthropoda, Insecta, Hemiptera, Aphididae.
UUAUAAUUAUAUCGUUUCUAUAUACAAUAUUAUUAUUACAUUCUGUUGUCAAAUUCGUUCAUUCAUCGACAUAUUAUUAUAGUUUCGUCUAGUGGUAGGCGUAACAGUCACAAGCCAGCAACGACAGCAGCAGCAACUCGACUUCGCUUCAUUUAUCGACCGAACAGUUGGUCUCACCACCGCUGACUUAAAGAGCAUAUUAUAGAAGUCGCUGAUAUAGAUAAUAACUAUAAUAUAGCAGCAGUCUACGCGUAAUUAGCAUCGAAAUUAAUUAAAUUAUAUAUCGAUAAUAAUUGUCGCCUUCGUCGUCAUAUAUUUUACUCGUAUACGCAUUUAAGUAGUCUAAAAUCUGUUCAGUCGUCGACAAUCACUCACAUCCGACCGACGACCGCUACUUCUGUACAGCGGUCACGCCGGAUACCAUUUACCGGAAACCGCAACGACUGGACGAGAAAAGCAGCAACAGCGACCGUGACAAUUGCGUCGAACAAAAGAAAAUCGCAGCGUUUCUGCUGCAGCACCGUUAGCAAUAGCAUACGCCAAAAUCGCCAUCACCACCACCCGCAGCCCCAGCUGCUAAAGUAUGAAACACACAGUAAAUUCGAAGGGCCGCGGCGCAAACGGCAACAACGGCAACGAUUGCGACGGCAACGUCGGAACUCAGGGGUGGCAUCAUGUCAAGGGUGGAGAAAAGCAGCUGCCGUACGACCCGUUCCAGAUGCGUGACAACUCCAACUCGACCACUGCGACCGGCGCCUUAUUACAUCUGAUAAAGAGCAGUCUCGGUUCCGGCGUCCUCGCCAUGCCGAACGCGUUCAAAAAUGGCGGGCUCAUUUUUGGCCUAUUCGGGACGGCCGCCAUCGGGGCACUGUGCGCGCACUGCAUUUACCUCCUGGUGCUGUGCUCACAAACACUGGCCCGUCGUACACGUCGUCCAGCCCUCGGAUUCGCCGACACCGCUUAUUUGGCAUUUAAGACUGGUCCGCACCGAUUUCGCGCCUGGGCCUCGUUCGCCAAAGGGUUUGUUAAUGCUGCAUUGUUUUGCACAUAUUAUUUCGGUAACUGUGUGUACGUCAUACUCGUCUCGGCGUCGUUCAAACAGGUCGCAGACAACCACACGCCUGAAGAGUGGCAUUUCUCCAUUCGCACCUGGAUCUUGGGACUCGCCUUGCCGAUUCUUCCUCUCGGCAUCAUUCGUUCACUCCGAGUGUUGGUCCCCUUCUCAGCCGUGGCGACAACAUUUAUAUUAGUCGGCUUGGGUUGCUCCAUGGUGUGGGUGGUGGUCGGUGUCAGUCCAUUUUCCAGCAAAGAAGCUGUGCUAGCAGCAGUACCAUUGCCAGAUAUGGCAUCACGCCCAUGGGUUGGCACUAUUGCACACAUGCCGCUGUUCUUUGCUACUGUUGUCUUUGCCAUGGAGGGUAUCGGCACCGUUCUACCGAUUGAGAACUCAAUGCGCCACCCAGAGCAUUUUCUCCGGGCCCGCCCGUGCGGAGUGUUGAAUGCUGCCAUGACUCUAGUCGUAUUUUUAUACUCGGUGGCUGGUUUCCUGGGAUAUUUGCGUUUCGGAAAUACCACAGAAGGUUCGAUUACGCUCAAUCUUCCCAAUGAUUUAUUUGCUGAGGCAGUUAAGAUCAUGGUCACACUGUCGAUACUCUUCUCAUAUGGCUUGCAGUUUUGUGUCCCCAGUGAGAUCGUCUGGUCUCGCUUAGGGCCUUGGCUACAUAAACGUAAAUUGGAUGCCAAAUAUUGCACUCCAACGACAGAUAAAGAAACUUCCACUGUAAGCGCCAUUGCCGGUACUAUAGUGACCAUGACCACGGUUACUUCAACAAUGAACCAUUCAACAAACAACGAGAAAAAACAGACUGAAGAAGAACUGGAUGAGCAAGAAAAGUUCGUGGACUGGGAGUAUUAUGUCAUGCGGGCCUUAAUGAUCCUGGGCACUUUUGGUAUUGCUGCUAUCGUACCCAACCUUGCCCCCAUCAUCUCUUUAUUCGGGGCAGUGUUUUUCUCCAUCCUGGGACUUUUGUGCCCGGCUGCAAUUCAUUUGGUUGUAUUUUGGAACCAUUUCAACGAUAAUGGUGACCAUAACGAGGACUCAGAUUCAGAAAACGAUUUAAGAUUUGACGGUGUCGAUAACUAUGCGAUGUUUGACGACAUGAGUAUAGAAUGUGGUGGUAUUACACAACAACAACAGGAAAGGAGGAUGAGCAGUGAUGAAUUGGGUACCAGAAAGAAGGGUAUGAGCCGAUUGACAGCUGCCAAGGACGUGGCCAUCAUUUUACUCGCUUUAUUUGCCAUGAUUUCUGGGGCAUAUGCAUCUUUGGUUGACAUAUUUCAUUCUUACGGAUCCAGUGAUAAAGUGAAUUCUACCAUCGCAAUAAUAACGACUACUAUAGGUCCGGGGCCGGAAACAGCGUAUCUGACAAAAGAAAUAAAUUAAUCGAUAUGCAUAAACACCGCGAGACACCAACCCAUACUUUACAUAAUUUUUACAACACGUGAAGAGGUGUUGUAAAGAGAUAUGUUGACUAUAUGAGUGUUAGCAUUAUAAAUUAUAGAUUAUUUCACUCGUAUAGUCUCCUUAUGUGUUUAAUAUACUUCGGACAUAAUUAUAAUAUCAUAAUUUUUUCCUAAUGGUCUAUUGUCAUAAUAUUAUUGUUAUAGGUAGGUAUUGUUAUUGACUGAUGCUAUCUGUCUUAGACCUAUUUAUUUUUAUUUUUAUUGAAAAUGUGUUAUUUUCUUCUUUUAUUUGAUCAACUCAACGUGUUGUUCUAUACAAACGCGUUGAAAACAAAAUGUACCAUCACAUAAUUUUAAAUAUCAUAGUAGGUACAUAUUUAUUAAUGUCAUUAUUAUUUCUAAAUUAUUAUAUUUUACUACUAUUUCACAUUUUCACUGUCAUAUGUUACUAAUUUUAUAAGACAUUUU